ACAGCUGAAAAAGUGAAAACCCUAAUCCAAAACUCCUCCUGCUUCUCCUCCUCCUCCUUCCUCACCGCCUCUCUCCCUUCGCCUGCAACUCCUCGGAUUCCAGCUCGGAUUCAGACACGAAGCAAGACCAAACCUUUCCACCCUCCCUUCGUAAAUCGGAUCGAGCCGAAACGUGGGUCGACCUCAGAUCCUGCAACCGAGCUCUCCGCUUCGUUCCCCCCGCCCCUUCAAUGCCCUCCGCCAUGGGAGUCAACGACUGCGGGAGACCCUACAAGCGCCUCAAGCGGAGGGUGACCGCCGACCUCGCCGACUUCCUCUCCUUCAACUCCGGCUCGGCCGCCGCCGCCGGAGAGCUCUCCGAAGGGCCCUUCCGGUCGAGGGUCGCCGAGUUCCUGAGCACCCGCGCCCGCGCCACCUUCCCGCCGUCCCCCUUCUCGUCCCUGGCCGCCUGGAGGGUCCUCUUCCGCGUCGGCGACCUGGACUCGUCCAAGGUGGUGGUCCCUCUGGACGUCGUCGAGGAGGACGUCACGAGGUCCAGAUCCGUGUACUGUGACCAGUGCCGCGUCGUUGGGUGGAGCGGACAUCCGGUGUGUCGGAAACGGUACCAUUUCAUCAUAAGGAGGUCCAACGAGACCAGUCUCUCCCAAGGCAAAUGCCGCAAGGCUUGUUCCAGAUGUGGCAACACCUUCCUCUUAUCCGAUUCCAGGUGCAAAUGGUGCGACUGCGAGAUAACGUUGGAGGAUGUGGAGGACUGGGUGUACUCGCAGCUGGAGAGCAACACCCAUCUCCUGCACGGGGUCAUCCACUCCAACGGCUUCGGCCACUUGCUCUCCCUCAACGGCCGAGAGGGCGGCUCCACCGUCCUCUCCGGCCGCGACAUCAUGAACUUCUGGGACGGCCUCUGCACCACUCUCUCCGUCAGGAAGGUCAGCGUGAUGGACGUGUCGAAGAAAUACGGGAUGGAGUGUCGGCUGCUGCAUUCGAUCGCUCAUGGCCACUCUUGGUAUGGCAACUGGGGCUACGAGUUCAGUGCAGGAAGCUACGCAUUGACACUCGAUGCGUACAAGAGAGCCAUCGAUUCGCUCUCUAGCAUGCCCCUUUCGCCCCUUCUAUUCCACAGCCGGAAGCCUCGGACUGCCUUGCAGAGAGUCAUCGCUUUCUACCUAGCCAUAGCCGAGACCGAACUUCUAACGCUGCAAGACCUCUUCUCCUUCAUGCUGGGUCUAAUCCGCGAAGACGGAGGGGUUUCUAAAGACCCGUCCAGGAAGAAACCUCGAACUUCAAAGGUGUUAUGUGCUUGGUCUAAGGACGACGUUGAACGCGUGGAACAGGCUAUGGUGAGAGUUUUAUCAGCCGCGGCCGGUGAGGCUGGCUGGGUGAAAAGGUGUGCUCUUAAAGGUGCCUUGUAUAGGUCUGCUUCUCCUGAGCUUCUGGACUAUUGCCUCAAACACCUGGGAGGGAAAUUGACGGCCGAUGGGAUGGUAGUCCGGACCCGUUACAACCCCGCGACAAGUGCUGUCGAAUUCAGGCUUGAGACUCCGAGUCUUGGAUACGACAGAUCUCGCUUCCAGCUUAACCACCGCCCAUCGAGAGAGCAUGUGAUUCGCGACCUUAGGUUCCUGUACGGUUCUUUGAUUUUUCCGGAAACAAUGGUAAAUUAUAGACCUCAGACAACAAGAGAGCGUGUGCGCGAUUCAGCAACAAAGCUUCUUGAUUGCAAACAGUUUAUGAAGGAUUAUGCCUCAGAUGAAAAAGCAGUUAAAUCCCCACUUAACAUUCACCUUUGGUGUCAUGUGGAGCUCUCGGACCAUUCUAAGGAUGAAUUGCACCUACCUCAGGAACUAAUCGUGUUGCCCUUGAAUGCAACUGUGGCCGACCUUAAAGCCAAAGUGACAAAGGCUUUCCAAGACGUGUAUGCGAUGUUUAAACGGUUUCAGGCAGUGGGCUUCCCAGAAUAUGGUCAUAUCGAGGACUCUCUCUCUGUUAAGCUAUUGACCGGUUUGAAUGGGUCUAUUCGGGUUCAUGGUAAGUGCCUCUCGAUGCAUGGGCUCAACCGCUUUCGGAUGGAGAGGGGGAUAGAGAACUGGACGGUGGAUUGUGACUGUGGCGCCAAGGAUGAUGAUGGAGAGAGGAUGUUGGCUUGCGACACAUGCGGGGUUUGGCAGCAUACCAGGUGUGCUGGAAUCGACAAUUCAGACUCCGUCCCUUUGAAAUAUGUCUGCAAGAGGUGUUUGGACCCGUCCGUUCAAGUUAUGAAGGCAUCGGGCUCUGGUGGUAACGCCACCAAUAUGGAUUUUCCUAUCUCAGGUGCUACUUGCAGGGUUCAAGCAAUGCUAACUGAUGAUAACAAAGUUGGAAGCAAUGUAAAUGUGUCGUUUGGUGUCCCCAGAGUGUAGAUUUCAUGUUUUGUAUAUUUAUGCAGUCAUGCGGUUUUGCCACCCUGGAUCAGCAAAUAUGAGCUGCUGUGAUGAAUGGAUUCAUGUGAUCGGACAGUUUUGUAAAGAAUGAAAAAAGAAAAUGUAAAGAGAGUAUUUAGGAAGUAAUGUUUUAUCCUGUGA
This is a messenger RNA of Eucalyptus grandis, 2558 nucleotides long. Its product is annotated as PHD finger protein At1g33420. Bases 231 to 2396 code for a protein of 721 amino acids. The record is from RefSeq and is a predicted model, not a curated record. NCBI's taxonomy places the organism in Eukaryota, Viridiplantae, Streptophyta, Magnoliopsida, Myrtales, Myrtaceae. The transcript has 5 exons.